This is a messenger RNA of Abrus precatorius (Indian licorice), 1041 nucleotides long. Its product is annotated as transcription factor MYB26. NCBI's taxonomy places the organism in Eukaryota, Viridiplantae, Streptophyta, Magnoliopsida, Fabales, Fabaceae. The record is from RefSeq and is a predicted model, not a curated record. The transcript has 3 exons. Bases 1 to 1041 code for a protein of 346 amino acids.
AUGGGACAUCACUCUUGCUGCAACAAGCAGAAGGUCAAAAGAGGACUAUGGUCACCUGAAGAAGAUGAAAAGCUCAUCAACUACAUCACAACUUAUGGACAUGGUUGUUGGAGUUCUGUCCCUAAGCUUGCAGGCCUGCAGAGAUGUGGAAAGAGUUGUAGAUUAAGAUGGAUAAAUUAUCUAAGACCUGAUUUAAAACGUGGAAGUUUCUCUCCUCAAGAAGCAGCCCUGAUUAUCGAACUUCAUAGCAUUUUAGGCAACAGGUGGGCGCAGAUAGCUAAGCACCUACCUGGAAGAACAGAUAAUGAGGUGAAAAACUUUUGGAAUUCAAGCAUAAAGAAGAAACUCCUCUCUCAUGAUGCUGUUCCUCCUUUAGCCACAUUUUCUGAUAUUCACAGCCCCUACAAUAUUGCUUCUAUGGAAAGUUUCUUCCCUUUAACUGCAAACCCUAAUAUGAUCCUAAACUUUCAUCAUCACCCUGCAGACCAACUCUAUCUUCCCUCCCCAUCUCCAAUCCUACAAGGUUUUGAUCACAAUAAUGAUAUUAAGUUAGACAUUAACAAUUAUAAUGCCAAUUUCCUUCACAUUCAGAAUCCAAUACCAGAAACAUUACCACCACUUUCCAAUCCUUCCUCUUAUGAUGAUACAUGGUCAUUGGGUUGUGUAGCUCUACAUCUUAAUCCAAAUCAAGAAAAUCAAAUUUCUAAAAGUGAUAGCACCCCACAUUAUGUUGUUGACAAAUUCAUCAACCCAACUGCAUUGCAGCAAUAUGAAUGUCACUUAGUAGAAACCAUUGCGCCAAAAGUGAGUGAGAGCAUUGAGGAUUAUGUUUGUAGCAUCCCAUACUCAUCUACCUCCCAGGAUCAACAUGAGGCUUCAGCAAAAUUUCAAAGUAAUCAACAAGAUCUAACUGUGGUAGCAAAUCAAUUGGAGUACAUCGAUGCCCUCAUGUCAUCGUUGCCAUCUUCAACAACCUCGUCAUCAGUAUCAAGCAGUCAAAUAGUGACAAACCCUAUUAUUCCUUCAGGAUGGGAGACUUGA